AUGCCUAUGCGGCUGUCGGCGUUACCGAAAGCUUUCGGAGUAAAGGAUUCCGUCGCCAAAGGCAGACGUUUGGCGGAAGAACUAACGAAAAACGCCGGUAUAGUUAUACCCGAGGAAGGAUACGGCAUCCUGGAGAUCGAGCGUUUUCAGCAGCUUCUCUCGCUAGAAAAUAUCGCGAUUGUCGUUUAUAAUUUCAAGAGUUUCGGUCGCGGAGUCUCUCCGCUAUAUGACGGACACUCGCCGCUAGCCUCUCAUUCUCCUAUAGCCAAAAAACGGGGCUACGUCGUUACGGAAAAGUGGGAGUGUAUCUUCGAUCGGGAGCUGCGCAAAAAUCGCGAGAUACGCGAAUUCGUUGAAAAUCAUCCCAUGUUGAGAAACAAUCCCUUCGAACCUCGCGAGGCGUUCUACGGCGGGCGUACGGAAAAUAUCGUCACGCGGUACGAAGUUACGGGUACGGAGAAGAUACGCUACGUGGACGUGUGUUCUUUGUACCCGUAUGUGCUGAAGACGGGUGCUUUUCCGCUCGGUCAUCCGGACAUUUACGUGGGUGAAGAGUGUUGCGCCUUGAUCAGAGCAGGCCUCGAUUUUAACUUUGACGCCGUAGAAGGUCUCGUACGUUGCAGAGUGCUCGCGCCGCGUGAUCUCUUCCAUCCGGUACUUCCUUAUCGCGUGAACGGAAAAUUGCUAUUCGCGUUUUGUCGCAGCUGCUGCGAGACAUUUUCUCAGGCCGCGUGUACGCACGACGACCCUGCCGAUCGUGAAUUUGAAGGUGCGUGGGUUAGGCAAGAGGCUAGCGGAUGGCCGAACGAAUGCGCGAAUGACGAAGGCGGCAAGGAACGUUAUCUGCGCGAAUACGAGAUAGUCGAGGGUCUCAAUAGGGCGAAUAUCUCUCCGAAUCCAGGCUUGCGCUCGGUCGCGAAGCUCUGCCUCAACUCCUUCUGGGGUAAAUUCGGCCAACGGUCCAAUCUACCGAAUACCGAAAUCGUUAGAACGUGGGAGAGUUUCACGGCCCUGCUCACGAGCCCGGAGCACGAAAUAAUAAACGUAUUGCCCGUAAACGACGAAGUGAUAUAUGUUUCGUGGCGAAUGAGGCGAGAAGCCGUCACUCCGUCUCCGCUGACCAGCGUCGCAAUAGCCGCUUACACCACGGCGUUAGCCCGAUUAAAACUUUAUUCGUAUUUAGAAAAGUUAGAUCGUCGCGUGUUAUAUCACGAUACCGAUUCGUGCAUAUAUUUGAGCACCGGUGAUCCCGACGAGUACGAACCGCGUACGGGAAAUUUUUUGGGCGAUAUGACGAACGAACUCGAGAUUUCGCACGGCCCCGGUAGCUACAUCGAGACGUUCGUAUCCACCGGCCUGAAAUUUUACGCUUACGUCCGUACGGGCAAAGGAUGCGCGCGAGAAAUUUGCAAAGUGAAGGGGAUAACCCUGAAUUUUGAAAAUUCUCGCGUACUUAAUUUUAGCUCCAUUAAGGCAUUGUUACUAGCCGAGGAAAAGUUAAAGAGGGGAGAAGAGACGGCUGAGGAUAAAACCGUGAUAAAACUGUGA
Molecule: messenger RNA, 1548 nt
Organism: Odontomachus brunneus
Lineage: Eukaryota; Metazoa; Arthropoda; Insecta; Hymenoptera; Formicidae
Exons: 4
Coding region: 1-1548 (515 amino acids)
Biological process (GO): DNA replication
Molecular function (GO): DNA binding; DNA-directed DNA polymerase activity; nucleotide binding
Source: RefSeq, a predicted model, not a curated record